Molecule: messenger RNA, 2307 nt
Organism: Camelus dromedarius (Arabian camel)
Lineage: Eukaryota; Metazoa; Chordata; Mammalia; Artiodactyla; Camelidae
Gene: GATD1
Product: glutamine amidotransferase class 1 domain containing 1
Exons: 8
Coding region: 52-714 (220 amino acids)
Cellular component (GO): cytoplasm
Molecular function (GO): glyoxalase III activity
Source: RefSeq, a predicted model, not a curated record
ACGCACGUAUGCUCCGCGCACGCGCAGGCCUCGCGGGCUGCCCCAGAGACCAUGGCUUCCGAGCGGCUCCCGAGCCGGCCCGCCUGCCUCCUCGUGGCCAGCGGCGCCGCCGAUGGUGUGUCGGCCCAGUCUUUCCUCCACUGCUUCACUCUGGCCAGCGGUGCCUUCAACCUGCAGGUGGCCACCCCCGGGGGGAAGACCAUGGACUUCGUUGAUGUGAAUGAGAGCAACGCCCGCUGGGUGCAGGACUUCCGCCUUAAGGCCUACGCCAGCCCCGCCAAGCUCGAGUCCAUCGACGGUGCCCGGUACCAUGCCCUCCUGAUUCCCAGCUGUCCUGGGGCCCUGGCUGACCUGGCCAGCAGUGGGUCCCUGGCUCGGAUCCUGCAGCAUUUCCACGGCGAGAGCAAGCCUAUCUGCGCUGUGGGCCACGGCGUCGCCGCACUCUGCUGUGCCACCAACGAGGACAGGUCAUGGGUGUUCCAAGGCUACAGCGUCACGGGGCCCUCCGUGUACGAGCUCGUCAGGGCCCCCGGCUUUGCCCACCUGCCCCUCAUUGUGGAGGACUUCGUGAAGGACGCGGGCGCCUGCUUCAGUGCCAGUGAGCCUGAUGCUGUACACGUUGUGUUGGACCGCCACCUCAUCACCGGCCAAAAUGCCAGCUCCACUGUCCCGGCUGUGCAGAACCUGCUUUUCCUCUGCGGUAGCCGGAAGUGAGGCGGCCGGAGCAGCCUGGCAGCAGGUGCUGCCACCUCCAGGCGUCCCGGGUGUCCCCAGAGGCAGCUGGACUCUCGGGCCUCCUGGGUCUGCCUCUGCGACACCUCACCUGGCCCUGGGGGUGGAGGCUGAGGACCGUCCCUGAGGGCUGUCAGCUCUGGGGCGGGCCCAGCCCCGACCCCAGCACCGUCUCCUUGGGGAGGAGGUGGAGAGCGCCGAGACUGCCAAAUGGUCCUUGAGAAUUCUGUCUUCCACAGAGAGCAAGCUGUGAUGCCCAGUGAGUCGGCUGCGGGGCUGUCCUGGCCCCUCUCUGCUCUUGUUCUGCACCCAUGUAGGGGAACAGAGGCUGAGCCCUUCUGGAAGCCAGGAUGGCGGCUAGCUGGGCAGUGACAGGCAGGGCCCCAGGGUCCCAUUUCUGGGGCCUGUAUGCGGUCUCCCCAUCGCUUUGGGUGUUGGUGGGGGCUGUGUGGGGAGGGGCCUGCCCGCUGGGGCUGACCCUUACCUGGUGCAUGGUUGCCAGUGUGAGGGCGACCCCACGUAAGGCCUGGGUGGACCUUGGGGUGGACGCUGCGGUGCCACCAUGUCCCUUCUGAUGUUGAGAGGAACACUUUGAUUGUGAAUACACCACCCUAGUCCUGCCCAGGGGCCUCCAGGUGGUGACAGCCCAGCUGGUUCUGCAGCUGCUCUGCCUGGUGGAAGUGAGGGAGGCCCGAGUUCCACUUGGAAGGAAGCCCUGGGUGUGGCUGGCCGGCGUGGGUUGGCAGGGGUGGUGGACAGUCCUUACCUCGCAGGCCCUGGACUGACCUUUGCUGGGUACGCCAGGUGGCGGUCUGGCUGGCUGGCUCCUGGUGCAGCCCGAUCGCUCUCCAGCUUCCCUGGGGGGGCCUGGCCUGUGGCCCUUAGGCGGGUCCUCCUGGAGCUGCAUGUGUCCCCAACCUUUCUCUGUCACCCUCCUCCUUGUUAUCUCAGCCUGACUGGCUCUGCUGCUUCCAACCCCUCAGAAGGAAGCAGGGCGCCCCCGGGUCCGAGGCUGCUUCCCUCCUGCUCCACAGACCAGGCUGAGGUGCUCCCUGCAUGCGUGCUCCUCCCUGGCAUCUCCCAGAAUAACAAUUUUGGGGGCCCCAACACCUGCUGGCCUGCUCUGUGUACACAGUGGGCCUGGCCAGCCCCACCAGGGGUUCAGUCAUCCUGUGUCUGCAGUCCUCACAUAGUAACGGCUCUGACAGUUUUUUGGGGUGCCCUUAGGGGCAACAUCUGUUAUCUUUGAAGAGCUUCUGCUGGGCCAGAUCAAGACCCAGGUGGGCCCUGCAGGGGGCCCUCCACAGCCCUGUGCCCUGGGUGGCUGAGUCCGCCGUCUGUGGCUUGGUCCUGAGUAUGCCAGGUCCAGGGACACUGGGGUUGGGGCAGGGGGCAGCCCCUGAAGCUGGGAGGUGGCCGAUGGGUGGGUGUGGAUGCCUGGGGUUUCCCCACAUGCCCAAGGUGUUUAAAACAGACCCAGAGGUCUACCCAAAGAAAGAAAAACCUACAACACCACAAAAAUGGUGUGUGAAUGUCCAUGGUGUGAUUGGUGACAUUAAAUCAUAGCUUCCAUAA